UUCGACGGGGUUCUUGGUUUUCUUCGAUUCAUGUUUACGCGAACAGGGUUCAAGGGUGGCGAUUUUUUGGGAAGAGGUCGGGCGGGCGGACUAGAGCACUGAAAAACAACGUCACGUAUAGCGUGUACGCCGUCGAUCACGAGCGACAUAAUAUUAUGUGAUCGUCAACAUUUGAGUUUCCUGCAAAACUCGCGUCCACGGUUUCGUGUGCGACGUCUAAAAAUAAACUUUGCGACUAGCGAUUUGACGAUAAGACAAAAGUCUCCCUGGCCGUACGAUCGAUAUGUUGAUAUUGAUGAUUUCCCAGGUCCUCUAAAGCGGAGAUUUGUAAAAAUACAUUUGGAAAUAAUCGCCGAGAACGUCUAUAAACUGGGAUGUGACCUUUUCGUUUUGCGUUAUCUCCGGCGCGUGUACGAAUGUACCUGCCGCCGUGUACACGGGAUCCGCGUUAUGUGUAGCGGCAACGUGCCGAUGUCAAAUCGUCGCGACGUGAUAAAAUCGUAAUAAAAAUAUAUUUAAUUUCGUGCAACGCGUGUUUACGACGUUUGCGUGUAGUCCACGGCUGCGGCGUGCGUCUCUCUACCUAAAACACGAUCGACGAUUAUGUCGAGAAUUAUCGAUGAUAUUAUAUUAUUAGACACCCAAACGCGACGGAAGGCCCAGCCGGACCGGUUCGGCGGGGGGUACGGGUAUCCAACGUCGUGACGACGGGGUGGUACGAGACGACCUACGGACCCGCGACGUCGGGUGGCCCAGCAGUGCAUCGCGAAUCGCGAUCGUCGUCGUCAGUGCUCAGUAGUCAGCCACUCGCUACUCGCCACUCGUCACUCGUCCGUCGCGUGCCCAUUACAAUCGCCUGCAAACAGCCGGACAGGGAUUCGUACGUCCCCGCCAAAUACAAUAUUUUCCGUUUCCGAGUGACGAGUGUGUUUUAAAUUCGUGUUUAUCGCGUUCAUAGGACCGACGACGACGACGGUCCACGUUAAAUAAUAAUAUUAAACAUAUAGCAACGUACCUAUUGUUAAUUUUUGUAAAUCGCAAUAAAUUACCAACUUUUCAACGUCCUGCUCCACUGGUCGCGACAUUGGAUAUUCGGCCUUACUAUCGAAAACUUAACGACCACUUUUGAGAAGUUUGUAGUCGGUAGUAGCAGCAGCAGCAGCAAAACUAACGUGACCGGGUCUCCGCCACAGCCAAACUUUGUGCUUACGCGAUAAUAUGGCAUUGAAUCAUCAAAGACGUACAGAUAAAUGGUGGGAAACAGAGUAUAGUGACUACAUACAUUCAUAUUUACAGUAUCAUGAAGUCAAAUGGAGGAUGGUCUAUGGAGCUAGAUCGCCACAAAUUCAUUUGCGACCUGUGUUAAUAAAAACUAUUAGAAGUAUAGCCAAGACAUGUGAAAUGUCAAAUGUAUGUGUUCACUUGGCCGUCACACUGAUGGAUUUUUUUAUGGAUAACCAUGAUCUAAAAUUUGAUACCAUCAUGCUAGUGUCGUUUGCGUGUUUAACAUUAGCUGCAAAAAUUGAAGAACAUUGCUUAAAAAUACCAAAACUAAACACCAUGCAGAAUGUCAUUAGUAAAGAUGUAACAAAUUCACACUUUCGUAAAGUAGAGAUGAAAAUUUUAAUGUUUUUCGAGUUCAAUGUUGCAGUACCUACAGUUGCACAUUUCAUUGAAUUCUAUAAAGACCAUUUUUUCUGUGAUAGUGAUUUUUAUCAUAAUGAAUUUGCAAAUAUUUUAAAAGAUAAAUUCAAUAGAAUGAUUCUCUCAUACCAGGAUGCAUCAUUGGAAAGCAUAAAACUUAUAUCUUAUAAUCCAUCAAUGGUUGCUGCGAGUAUCAUUCUAACUACUAGGCAUACAUUAGGAUUGGUUCCAUGUUGGACUCCACAAUUACGGAAAGUGACAGGAUACUUAAAAAAAGAUCUCGUGCAGUGUUGUUCUCUAUUAGGAAGAAAUGUAAUGCAGCACAGAAAGUUUGUGCCAAUAGAUGAAGGAUAUCUUAGUUCUUCUCCAGGUUUUCAAUCUCCAAUUAUCAUGGCAAGUAAAAAGAAAAGAAGUCACAUUGAUGUACCAAAUAUAAUUUUAUCAAAACGAACAGCAUUCUAAAACUUUUACAACUGUGAUAAGUUAUCCUACAAUUUAUUCCUAUCUUCCUACUUGUGUACCUUUGUUGUUUCACAGCCUAUCCUAAGUUAUUUAUUUAUUUCUACUAUUUAAAAAAAAUAUAUUGUGAUAUUUUUUCAUAAA
Messenger RNA from Aphis gossypii (cotton aphid), 2247 nucleotides. RefSeq names its product cyclin-J-like. The record is from RefSeq and is a predicted model, not a curated record. The transcript is spliced from 6 exons. The coding region runs from base 1219 to 2106 and encodes 295 amino acids. Gene Ontology annotation, molecular function: cyclin-dependent protein serine/threonine kinase regulator activity. Gene Ontology annotation, biological process: mitotic cell cycle phase transition; regulation of cyclin-dependent protein serine/threonine kinase activity. NCBI's taxonomy places the organism in Eukaryota, Metazoa, Arthropoda, Insecta, Hemiptera, Aphididae. Gene Ontology annotation, cellular component: cytoplasm; nucleus; cyclin-dependent protein kinase holoenzyme complex.